Messenger RNA from Ostreococcus lucimarinus CCE9901, 324 nucleotides. RefSeq lists its product with no specific name. Gene Ontology annotation, molecular function: DNA binding. The record is from RefSeq and is a predicted model, not a curated record. The transcript has a single exon. Gene Ontology annotation, biological process: DNA replication; DNA recombination; DNA repair. Gene Ontology annotation, cellular component: nucleus. The coding region runs from base 1 to 324 and encodes 107 amino acids. Lineage: Eukaryota; Viridiplantae; Chlorophyta; Mamiellophyceae; Mamiellales; Bathycoccaceae.
AUGGAUGAUUCCGCGCCGCGACCGCGCGUGAACGGUGAAGCGCUGGUGAACUUUAUCGGGAAGACGGUGCUCGUCGUGGGCGAAGUGACGCCGAGAGACGCGAACUCGGCGACGGUGAAGACGGCGGACGAUAAGAUGAUUACCGUGAAUCUUGCGGGCGCCGGGGCGUUCGGUUCGAAGUACGUUGAGUUUGAAGCCACGGUGGACGGCGCGGAUUGCGUCACUGAGUGCUCUCGCGUGGAGUUCGGCGACGAUUUCGACCAGUACUCGUACGGCGAGUUGUGCAAGCUCAUCAACGGCAAGAGCAAGGAACUGUUUUAUUGA